This is a messenger RNA of Procambarus clarkii (red swamp crayfish), 3641 nucleotides long. The record is from RefSeq and is a predicted model, not a curated record. Lineage: Eukaryota; Metazoa; Arthropoda; Malacostraca; Decapoda; Cambaridae.
UCUGGCAGGCGGCCUUGUCCCACCCUGUCAGUGUGCCUUGCUCAGUGUCCGAGGACGCUCCUUCCCGCCUCCCACCGGGCCUCCACAACCUCCACGUUUACAACCUCCAGCAAUUACUCCAGUUGGCCCUAGAGUUCCUGAGUCGCGGAUCCUGAUCAUGACGACUCGUGCUGCUCCCUCCACUCCUCCUCCAGCCAUGUCUGCGAUGGACUACACCUACAAUCGGAAUGAAAGUCUCCGGACGAUGGACAACAUCCUCGCCCACAUAGGCAACACACCACUCGUCAAACUUAAUAACAUUCCCAAGAGUUAUGGCCUCAAGUGUGAUGUUUAUGCCAAAUGUGAAUUCUUCAAUGCUGGCGGGAGUGUGAAAGAUCGCAUUGCUCUGCGCAUGGUUGAGGAUGCCGAGAAGAAAGGCCUGAUAACCCCUGGAUUGUCUGUGCUCAUUGAGCCCACCUCUGGCAAUACAGGAAUUGGACUGGCAUUAUGUGGGGCAGUAAAGGGGUAUCGGUGCAUAAUCGUGAUGCCGGAAAAAAUGAGCAAUGAGAAGGUGUAUGUGCUAAGAGCCCUGGGAGCAGAGAUUGUCCGCACCCCUACCUCCGCCUCGUGGGAUUCUCCCGAAUCCCAUAUUUCCGUGGCAAAGAGAUUGGAGAAGGAGAUUCCUGGAGCAAUGAUCCUUGAUCAGUACAAAAACCCGGGCAAUCCCAUGGCUCACUACGAGGGCACGGCCGAGGAGAUCCUGCAGCAGAUGGGUGGCAACGUUGACAUGGUGGUGGCGGGCGCAGGCACCGGAGGAACCAUUACUGGUAUGGCAAGGAAAAUGAAGGAGCGAAUUCCAGACUGUAAAGUUGUUGGUGUAGACCCAGAAGGCUCUAUCCUAGCAUUGCCCGAGGAACUCAACAAGAGUGACGUUACAUCUUAUGAAGUUGAAGGGAUUGGUUACGACUUUAUUCCUAAUGUCCUCGAUCGAGACGUGGUCGAUACAUGGAUGAAGUCUAAUGACAAAGAUUCUUUGACCAUGGCGCGUAGGUUGAUAAAGGAAGAGGGCCUCUUGUGUGGUGGCAGCAGUGGAGCUGCUGUGCACGCAGCAAUGGUAGCAGCAGCAGACCUUGAAGCUGGCCAGCGGUGCGUUGUUCUUCUGCCUGACUCUGUACGGAAUUACAUGACCAAACACCUUUCUGAUCAUUGGAUGAUAGAGAGGGAAUUCAUCAAGGAGGAUGAGGAUACGGAAAAUAAACAUUGGUGGUCUUCCCUGAAGGUAUCAUCACUGCCCUUAUCAGCACCUUUAACAGUGCUACCAUCCAUCUCGUGUCAGGAUGCCAUUGCCAUCAUGCAACGUGAGGGAUAUGACCAGUUGCCUGUUGUUGACCAAGAAGGGAUGAUUCAGGGAGUUGUGACCCUAGGUUCCCUCAUGGCCAAAAUGGUGUCGUCAAAGAUUGAAGGGUCGAGCCCUGUGGAACAUUCUCUGUAUUCACAGUUCCGUAAGAUAAAGUUGGAUACGACGUUGGCCAAGUUAUCUCGUAUCCUAGAUCGUGACCACUUCGCUCUUGUUGUUCACACCCAGCGUCUCUGCAGGGGGCACCCUGAUAUGGAAGGCUCUGUCAUAGAGAAAGAAGUGUGCAUUGGUAUUGUGACCCAGAUUGAUCUCUUGACACACAUUACCAAGCACCAGAAGGAUCUGAAGGAGACAUCGGAAUAAGCCCAGCAGCCACACGCAGAGUCUUUAGCAUCAGGUUAAGACUAAUCAAAUCAGACUCGGAACAGUGAAUGUAACCCCGCCCCUCCCCUGCCCCCUCCCCUGCCCCCUCCCCUGCCCCCUCCCCUGCCCCCUCCCCUGCCCCCUCCCCUGCCCUGCCCCUCUCCCGCCCCAUCCCCCGGCCUUUCCCGCCCCACCAAAAAAAUUAAGUGUGGUUUGUUUCCCUUGCUGUAAUUUAGAGGUAUUUUUGGUAUACUUGAGAAUAGUGGAAAAUACAAUAUUUUUAAUAUGUGCAAUUUGCAGCAGCGUAGGUUUUAAACUACUGUGUCAGUAAUUGUAGAUGUAUUGGUUACUGAAAAAGGUUUUAAUUUUUAUUUACCAUUUUAUGUAAAUUUGUUAAUCUAGAAACUUUGUAAUAAUCAUGAUUUUACCAGAACCUAUAAUACAAAGUUAAAUGCAAUAAUGUGCUGAAAUAACUUGUGCUGAAGUCCAAAAAUCCAAAAUGUAACUGCAAACCAGGUUUAAUGUAAUUGAGCUGCGGUGUUUCUGAAGUGUGUACUGUAGUGCCGGAGUUACUCACAGGUGCCAUAAUAUCACCAAGACAAUCUUUGUGCACGUAACGUAUUCGUGCAAGUUUCAUUAUCACCGAGACAAUCUUUGUGCACGUUACGUAUUCGUGCAAGUUUCGUUAUCACCGAGACAAUCUUUGUGCAUGUUACGUAUUCUUGCAAGUUUCGUUACGGUGUGACUUACAUUUUCCCCUCUGCAUUGAUGUUUUUAUAUAUUCGUACAUUCCAGUUAUUACACUAAGGUGUGUAGAAGAAUGAAUGGUGAAUGUGUUCUCUGAUGCUGCAAUUAAAAGGGUAAUUUAUGCACAUUUAGCUGUAUCACUUGAUGGCAUUUUGUUUAGACUAAUUGUAUUAAAAGCAUUUGAUUGGGCAUCAUUACUUAAUGAUUAACCUAAUUUAUUUACAUUGUGCUAGUGUGAAUGAUGGGGAAAUAUUUAGUGCAUAAAUUGCUGAAUUAAGAAUUUUGUAUUUGAAAUCAUGUUCAUUUUGUGAGAGAGGAUUGUUAGAACAUGAAAGUUUUUCUCAUUCUCUUAUUGGUUUUAGCUAGUACAGUAGUAGUAGUAUAUUAAAGUAUUAGUGAAGUUAUUCGCUGCACCAGGAUUGAAGUACCAGGCGCUGCACCAGGAUUGAAGUACCAGGAUUGACAACCAGAGCGCAACUCCAUAGUCUCCCGAGACUGAAGGAUGCCUACUACUACUAGUGAAGUAAUUCAUUUGUUCAUUAACUUCCUGGGUGGGUGUGUGGUGGGUGUGUGUUUACUGUUUGUGCCUGCCGAAUCGAGCCGUUAGAUCUUGGACUUGAAUGUGUGUUUGUGUGGGGGUUGCGUGUGGAUGUGGUUUCACACGUGUGUGUGUGUGUGUGUGUAUGUGGUUUCACACGUGUGUGUGUGUGUGUGUGUGAUGGAGGGAUUUGAGAACACAUGUUGCCAGAAAGCAGUUGUAUUUUUUAAUACUUGAAAAGUAGGCAAUCAAAUGGUAUAUCAUGCAGCAAGUACGAUACAACUUGAUGAAAAUAUUAAUGUGGGGGGGGGGCAAGCAAACUUAGGUAUAUUGUGAUGUUAUUUUUUUAUGUUAUCUUUUAUAUACAUACACAGUAUAAUGCUGAAGACUAUUAGUUUUGGGUUUGUCUUAUGUUCUUGUUAAAUUUGUUUCUUCCAUUAUAUUCGUACAUAGAAAUAUGUCAUAUCAAUAUCUCCUUUUAAUCAAAGCAUUGUAUAGUCAUUUUUUAAUUUUUGGCUCUACUUAUUCUUUAUUUUAGCCAGUGAAAUGUGUUUUAAUAUGUUAAAAAGAAAACUGUUUUCCCCAUGUACCAGGUAUUUAUUGUUUUAAUUCAUUAUUUUAAAAAUGUGUCGAAGGGAAUAAGAAUCAUUAUUAAAG